Durusdinium trenchii is the source of this 2277-nucleotide messenger RNA. NCBI's taxonomy places the organism in Eukaryota, Dinophyceae, Suessiales, Symbiodiniaceae. The record is from the annotation of a GenBank genome assembly.
GAAUUAGAGGAUUGAUCUCAAAGAGGUGAGGUAUUGGUCACUUCACGAGUUUCGGAGAACUUGCUUGGAACGAAGCUGUACUUUCUGCGUGCUUCAAGCAUUUGUGGACAUUUUGCAAUUGACACCGUAGAGCAUCCCCUUGGCAGACCAUGGGGAGGAAGGAGGAUGAGAAGCGUAAAGCCAAGGCAAAAGCCAAAGCAGCAGGAAAGAAAGGCGGCAAUUCAGCUCUUGUAGAUAAAGUUCAGAAGGAGGCCAUGCUGAAAGGUAAUGUCAAGAGAGCCGCAGUGUUGGAGACUGCUGUGGUCACAGGGGUGCUGGCAUCACAGCAACAAGCGAUGGACAUCAAGAUCGAGCAGUUCUCGAUGAGUGUGUAUGGAAAAGAAUUUAUCAAGGACACAAAGCUGGAGCUCAAUUUUGGGCGUCGAUAUGGCCUUAUUGGUAUGAAUGGAUCUGGCAAGUCCACAAUGCUUGCUGCAAUCGCAGCUCGCGAAAUACCCAUUCCAGACCACGUAGACAUUUGGUUUCUGGACAGUGAGGCCAAGCCAGAAGACAUCACUGCUGUGCAGGCUGUAGUGAACGUGGUAGCUGAUGAGCACAAGCGCUUGGAGGAGCUGUCAAUCAAGCUACUGGAAGAGGACCCUGAGAAGAACGCCGACUACCUGCAGGUCAUUGGGGACAAACUGGACAAGAUGGAUCCGUCAACCUUUGAGCCCAGAGCAUGCGAGCUUUUGCAUGGACUGGGUUUCAGCAAGCAGAUGAUGCAGAAGGCCACAAAGGACAUGUCUGGUGGCUGGCGAAUGCGAGUUGCACUCGCGCAAGCGUUGUUUGUUGAGCCAAUGUUGCUUGUUCUUGAUGAGCCGACAAAUCACCUUGAUCUUGGAGCUUGCGUUUGGUUGGAGGAGUACUUGUCUCGAUAUCCCAACACGCUUUUGUUCACUUCUCACUCGGAGGACUUCAUGAACGGUGUUUGCACCAACAUCAUGCAGCUGACACAGAAAGGAACUCUUGUUGUAUGGGGCGGCAACUAUGACAUGUACAUCAAAACAAGAACUGAAGUUGAGAAGAACCAGCUGACAAAGUACAAGAAGGAGCAGGAGGAUAUCAAGCAUCUGCAGGAUUUCAUUCGCUCCUGCGGUACCUAUGCCAACAUGAGAGUGCAGGCGGAGUCCAAGCAGAAGAUUAUUGACAAGAUGAUAGAGGCAGGCCUCGCUGAGAAGCCCGUUGCAGAUCCGACCUAUGAGUUCUCUUUUCCUGAAUCCGAGAAGAUCUCUCCACCAGUUAUGGCAUUUGCAAAUGUGUCCUUCUCCUAUUCUGGCAAAAAGGAGGAUCAUCUCUAUGAGAAUUUGGAGCUGGGUGUGGACUUGGAUUCACGCAUUGCGCUUGUAGGGCCAAAUGGCGCUGGAAAGUCUACCCUUCUGAAGCUCAUGCUGCAGCAGAUUGAGCCAACAGUGGGUGAGGUCAAAAGAAGCGGAAAGCUGCGGAUUGGACACUACAACCAGCACAGUGAGGCAGUGCUGGAUUUGGAAGCGACACCGUUGCAGUUCCUCAAAGACCUUUACCCAGAGGGUGUUGUCACAACGUCUGGGAAGAAGAAGAUGGAAGACUCCGAGUGGCGAGGCAAACUGGGAUCCUUCGGUAUCACUGGAGACUUCCAGACACGAAAGAUGAAGACCAUGUCUGAUGGGAUGAGGACCAGAGUAGUGAUGCUGCUCAUCGCGCUGGUGAAUCCGCACGUUUUGCUGUUGGACGAACCUACAAAUCAUUUAGACAUGCAGUGUAUUGACGCAUUGGCGAGUGCAAUCAACAAGUUCACUGGUGGAGUGGUCCUGGUUAGCCACGACUUCCGCUUGAUCAGUCAGGUUGCAAAGGAGAUCUGGGUUUGUGAUAAAAAAACCGUCAGCAGAUGGGAAGGUGAUAUCCAAUCCUACAAGAAGCGCUUGAAGAAAGAGGUGAUGAAGAAGUUCAAAGCAUAGCAUACGGAGGACAGGAGUUUUGUUAUCGUCCAAGCAGCUGAGGUGCCUUGCGAUAUUUUCCGCGCCUGUUUGGGCUCCAAAGACAGUCCAAUUAUGGCCUGAUUGUACAGACAAAGUCACAGAGUUCAGGCUCAAAAUCUUCUUCAAUCAGCGCAAAAUAUCAUCACUCAACCACUAUGUUCAACUUUGCAGCUAGGGGGGUUUCAGCUGUUGUUUAGGUGCUUGAGCUGGCCAGAGUUGCCCAAUGAAAAGCUUGUUGCUGCGGCUGUGCACUUCUUCUUUCAAACAAAGGCUUUGCGCAAGC